Passer domesticus (house sparrow) is the source of this 5735-nucleotide messenger RNA. RefSeq names its product SEC24 homolog D, COPII coat complex component (gene SEC24D). Lineage: Eukaryota; Metazoa; Chordata; Aves; Passeriformes; Passeridae. Bases 1084 to 4188 code for a protein of 1034 amino acids. Gene Ontology annotation, molecular function: zinc ion binding; SNARE binding. The transcript has 23 exons. The record is from RefSeq and is a predicted model, not a curated record. Gene Ontology annotation, cellular component: COPII vesicle coat; endoplasmic reticulum exit site. Gene Ontology annotation, biological process: COPII-coated vesicle cargo loading; intracellular protein transport; endoplasmic reticulum to Golgi vesicle-mediated transport.
UUUCUUCAGAAAUAUCUGUUUAAUUUGGGAAGCCUAGGAAUGGGUUUUCUCAUAGGGAUAACUUUUCUGUACUGGCAUGUGCCAGUGCAGCAUAAAUUUGUCAGUGUGUUCUUGGAGCUCUAAUUUCGAGGUGCCUUUGUGUGUGCUUUGACACAGUUCAUGUUUUAUUUUCGUCCAGUUCCCAUGUUUAAAGAUGACUCCACAGCUUGAGCUUAAGAAUGUGAAGUACAGGUGGUUGGGAAAGCUAUUUCAAAGGAACAUUUAACACCUGAAAUGCUAAUUUAUGUUGUGUAGAUCUUUGGGGAUGCCUGGCUUAUGUGCUUGAGACACUGUGAGAGUAGUAAAUGCUUGUUCAGGGUUUGAAUCCUCAGCAUUUCUCAUAACAGAUUAAUUUGGGCCUCAGGAAAGUGAAGUUCUGUUAUUAUUAAAUUCAACCUGCUAUCAAAAUGGAAGCUCUCACAUGGAAAAGAGGAAUCUUGUUAUCAAGGCUGCAGAGUGUACAACUUUAAUGACUUUGAAGAUCCCUUGGUGGCAAGGGCUCUGUAUCUGAAAACUAAUCUGGUGAAAUACAAUCAUAUGGUUUGUCACUGCAGGAUUCUUCAAAUUUUCUGCUUCUAAAAAUGAUGGCAGUUACCAUGACACUUUCCUGAAAGUUUUCUAAAAUGUUACUCUGUUAAACAAAAUCUGACUACAAGAAAGAAAUAUCAUAUCUUAUGAAUGCUCUCAUCAUUAGAAGACUCUUUCUGAAUUGCUGUCUGUCCAGCUCUGGGGGUUGCUUGUUUCAUUUAUUUAAAACAACAGGAUCAAGAUGUGAAACUUAUGGAGAAGAUGCCUGAUAACAACAAGGGCAGCAUACAGUGCUGUUGAGGCCAUACUGCCUCAGCUCUCCCUUCGUGGGACGUCUUGUGCUCAGUUUUGGCACACUGGGGAGUUCUGGAGUUAAAAGGCUGCUCAGGCCUGGGCCAGUAAUUCAGAAGACAACCAGGAUUGGGAACUCUCUCUAUCCUGUGUUUUAGUCUCUGUCUCACCAGCAUCAAAAAUUCCUGUAGAGGCCACAAUACUUGGAAUGAGAAAAUUGCCAUCAUGAGUCAACAAGGUUAUGUUGCAGCUCCUCCAUAUUCCCAAUCCCAGCCAGGAAUGGGAGGUUUUGGACCACCCAAUUCUUCAAUUCAUUAUGGACAUUAUGGGGACCCUAACUCUUCGUACUCUGCACCUCAACCAGGCAUCUCGAAAUCAACUGUGCCUUUUGGAUCUGCAGCUCCUGUUGGGCCUCCACCCCCUGGUGCACAGCAAUUCAGCCAGACCAGUUUCCAGAAUGGGUCUGGUGCCCCAGGACAGCAGCCUCACAGGUUUCAAGGCCCUUCACCUCCAAGUAGCACAGGACCUUCCUAUCCUCCCUACAGUCAUCAGACCCAAGCAGCCUUCCCAAAUACUGCACCUGCUUCCUCUACAGCACAACUUGCUGACCAGCUCAACACCAUGCAGAUAAAUAGCUAUGGUCCUGGCACUGCUCUGAGCUCUGGCGUGUCUCCCGGGCAUCCGGCGGCUUUCCAGGGCCCGCGGCUGCUGCCCCCAGCCCAGCAGCAGAUGGGUUUGCCACCUGCACCACAGCUGCCUCCUCCACCAGCAAACAGUGUUAAUGGCCUUUGUGCUCAGCCAGCAUUGCCUCCUAUGGCCAGGCAGGGUGCAAUCCCUGGACCUGUCCCUCCAAAUCCUAACUUGCAGCACCUUCCGGGACAGCCUCCAGGGCCUGGAUAUCAUCCUCAGCAAGCAAACUAUGGUCCUCAGAUGGCAGCAUCUCAACUGUCCUAUCCUGGUGCUUUUCCUGGCAGUCCAGCACAGCUCUCAGGCCCACCACAGAAGAAGCUUGAUCCUGACUCUAUUCCAAGCCCAAUUCAAGUGAUUGAGAAUGACAAGGCUGCCAGGGGAGGGCAGGUCUAUGCCACAAACACAAGGGGACAGGUCCCUCCCCUCGUCACCACCAACUGCGUGAUCCAGGACCAAGGGCACGCCAGCCCGCGGUACAUCCGCUGUACCACCUACUGCUUCCCGCUGACCUCGGACAUGGCCAGGCAGGCCCGCAUCCCCCUGGCGGCCGUCAUCCAGCCCUUCGCUGCUGCCCCGCCGGGCGAGACUCCUCUUUAUCUCGUGAACCAUGGGGAGACCGGCCCCAUCCGCUGCAACCGCUGCAAAGCGUACAUGUGUCCCUUCAUGCAGUUCAUUGAAGGUGGCAGGAGGUACCAGUGUGGCUUUUGUAACUGUAUAAAUGAUGUCCCCCCAUUCUUCUUUCAACACCUGGACCACGUGGGCCGACGGAUAGACCACUAUGAGAGGCCUGAGCUGUCCCUGGGAUCUUAUGAAUACGUGGCUACUUUGGAUUAUUGCCGGGACAAGAAGCCUCCUAAACCACCAGCUUUUAUCUUCAUGAUUGAUGUAUCAUACAGAAACAUAAAGAGUGGCCUAGUGAAACUCAUAUGUGAUGAACUGAAGACUCUGCUAGAUAAACUUCCAAGAGAAGAGCAAGAAGAAUCCUCAGCAAUUCGAGUUGGUUUUGUCACUUACAACAAGGUCCUCCACUUCUUCAAUGUAAAGAGCAGCUUAGCUCAGCCUCAGAUGAUGGUGGUCACAGAUGUGGCAGAAGUUUUUGUUCCUUUGCUGGAUGGCUUCCUUGUUGACUUUGAGGAAUCCCGAUCAGUUGUUACCAACUUGUUGGACCAGAUUCCAGAGUUGUUUGCAGAUACUAACGAGAGUGAGACCAUCUUCGCUCCAGUUAUCCAGGCUGGCAUGGAGGCACUAAAGGCUGCAGGAUGUGCUGGGAAAUUGUUCAUCUUCCACUCUUCUCUGCCAACUGCGGAAGCACCAGGGAAGCUGAAAAACAGAGAUGACAAAAAACUGCUCAAUACAGAUAAGGAAAAGACCCUCUUCCAGCCACAGGGAAAUUAUGAAGCCUUAGCCAAGGAUUGUGUGGCCAAUGGCUGCUGUGUGAAUUUGUUCCUCUUUCCAAAUCAGUACAUGGAUGUAGCCUCCAUGGGCCUUGUCACAAUGUACACCGGUGGAACAUUGUUCAAGUACAACAAUUUCCAGCUCGAAACUGACAGCCCCCAGUUCUUAAGUGACCUCAGGAAGGACAUCCAAAAGAAGAUGGGAUUUGAUGCAACAAUGAGGGUUCGGACAAGUACAGGCUUCAGGGCUACAGACUUCUUUGGGGCCAUUUACAUGAACAACACCACGGAUGUGGAGAUGGCAGCAGUUGACUGUGACAAAGCAGUGACAGUGGAGUUCAAACAUGAUGACAAACUGAAUGAAGAUACUGGGGCCUUAAUUCAGUGUGCUGUCCUGUACACUUCGAUGAGCGGGCAGAGGCGAAUCCGCAUACACAACAUUGGUUUGAAUUGCAGCUCCCAGUUAGCUGAUGUCUACAGGACUUGUGAGACUGAUGCACUUAUCAACUUCUUUGCUAAGUCAGCUUUUAAAGCCAUUCUGAGCCAGCCCCUGAAGACAGUCAGGGACAUCCUGAUGAAUCAGACUGCUCACAUGCUGGCCUGCUACAAGAAGAACUGUGCCAGCCCAGCAGCUGUCAGCCAGCUGAUCCUGCCAGACACGAUGAAGGUGCUGCCUGUGUACAUGAACUGCCUGCUGAAGAGCUGUGUGCUGGCCAGCAGGCCCGAAAUCCCAACGGAUGAGAGGGCUUUCCACCGCCAGCUGGUCAUGCCCAUGGGGGUGGCUGACACCCAGCUCUUCUUCUACCCCCUGCUGCUGCCAAUUCACAGCCUGGAUCUGAAGAGUGACGCGGUGCCAGCCGCCGUCCGCUGCUCCGAGGAGCGCCUGUCCGAGGGAGGGGCCUUCCUGCUGGCCAACGGGCUGAGCAUGUUCCUGUGGCUGGGAGCCAGCGUGUCCCCAGAGCUCAUCCAGGGGCUGUUCAACGUGCCAUCCUUCGCACACAUCAGCUCCGAGACCACAUCCCUGCCUAACCUGGACAAUCCAUUUUCUAAGAAACUGAAGCAUAUCCUGGAGCAAAUCCAGAGCCAAAAGCCCCACACUAUGAAGCUGAUGAUAGUGAAGCAACGGGAGCAGCCAGAGAUGCUUUUCCGCCAGUUCCUAGUAGAAGACAAGAAUAUUUAUGGAGGAGCCUCAUAUGUGGAUUUCCUGGUGUGCAUUCACAAAGAGAUCAGCCAGCUGCUCAGUUAAGACAACUCAAGUAAAAUGUUCAGUUCCUUUUUGCCUUUGCAGGAGGGACAGUUUUUGGUGCCUGAAGGCUGGCCCACAGCUCCACCAGACCCAGGCCUUCUGCUGUGCUUUCCUGACCCUUUUCUGUGCUCUUUUUGUACAGUUUCAUUUGAGCCCACCUCCCCCUGAGUAUUUUGCUUACUUCUUAAGCUGUAGAAUAGGAAGUUCUGCACUCAGGUAUUAAUCUUCUGGGAGUUGUGACUCUCUACAUGAAUUGCCAGAUUUCAGACUACCAAUGCUUAAAAGCAUAUGUGGUAUACCUUUCUUUGAAUACAAUUUAGAAAACUCUCAGUUAUUCCUUUUGCUAGUCAUAAGUUGUACCAGAGCUGGGAAAGAUGAUCAGAACCUGUACAGAGCAUGGAAAAAGACAAAACACUUCUUUUUCUAAGUGAGAACAUGGAGUUUAAUCAGAUUGGAAAUAAACAUGUAGUUCAGUUUGAAGGAUUUCAAAGUCCUUCCUGUGAAGCAAAUCUCUGUAAAGUAAAUCCCUUUUUCCCUGGAAGGGACAAGUGUUACUAUAUACAGAAGUAGAGCUCCUGGGACCCUUCCACAGCCAGGGUUAUCCAGGAGACAGAAAUGCCUCAGUUUUGUAACUGGACUUGAGUAAGUAACAACAACAGGGAUCACAGGAAGAACAGUGAUCAGACAAUCCUUUUGCCACCUUUGGCAGAUGAUGUCGCACUAUUAUGGUACAAUUCUGUCCACUUGGGGGCAGCAAUUAGCUUAGCGUACUACUUAAUUACAUUUUCAAAAUUGCACAGUUUAGGCUUUAUUUAGUACUUUUGCUAACUGGAAUAUUCCCAACACAGCUCAGAAAAACCUGUCCCUCAAAAUUUCUGUGGCAGACCAGCUAUGAGACAGUUGACACAUUAACCAAAGGUUAUUUGUGGUGCUAUAAAGCCUCUUGUUUAAUACCAGUUCUAUUACAGUGACCUUCUCUCCCAUGACUGAUUUAAUCGAUGGUCACUGCUUUGAAAAACUAGCCUUUGCUAAUACCAAUAUUGAAGAUAGCAUUUGGAAAGCCAGAGCCUUUGGAAUGGCUGUUUACCUCAGAUACUUCAUCAGUCUCUGUCCCUUUGGGACCAAGGCCUCUGAACGUGAGGUUUGAACUUUGCCAAGCUUGAAAAGCUAUUAUUAAAUAAAAUAGUGUUUCAAAGAAAGCCAAAAAACACUCAAAAGUAAGGUUAAGCCUCAGUAAAGAAAAAAGUGCCUUUAAACAUGUUAGUGUUGCUACUUAUGUUAAUUAUUUAAUAUCCACAAUAAGCAGUGAAAAUGCAUAGUUUUUUGGUUCAACAGCUUAUGUAUACAGCCACUUGUCAAUUGUCAUUGACCAAGAGCUCUUGAAAUAAGUGGCUGUAUUACAAGAGAGUCCUCAGCCUGAAUUCAGCUGCCAAGACAAGCACUUUUUAGCUGUAGACAAUACCCUGUAAAAAGUAUUCGUUGCCAUUUCAUUUGUAAAAUGACACCAGCAACAUUUGUGUAAAGAAAUAAUCAAUUAUUAAAUAUAA